Puma concolor (puma) is the source of this 1317-nucleotide messenger RNA. RefSeq names its product RAB10, member RAS oncogene family (gene RAB10). Gene Ontology annotation, molecular function: GTP binding; GTPase activity. The record is from RefSeq and is a predicted model, not a curated record. Lineage: Eukaryota; Metazoa; Chordata; Mammalia; Carnivora; Felidae.
CGCCCCCGCGUGCCCCUACACGCUCCGGCGCGCGUGCGCAGAGGCGAUCCGCAGGGCUAGGGCGCGAGGGAAGGGCGGGCGUACGUCCUUGCGUGCGUCUCAGGCAGCGCGCACGCCGGCGUGAGAGGGCACGGGGAAAAGGUGGCUCUGGCCGGGGCGGCUCGGCUUCCUGUGGCUAUGUAGCUGAGCUCGUCCGCUCGGGGUCCUCCACUGCCACCGCCGCGUCCUGGCGCGGAGUUUCUGCUUGGGAGGGAGACUGUCCUCACGCCCGCCGCACUCCCUCGACUGCAGAGCUUGCUUGCUCGCCCGUGGGAGCGUCCCGGCCGAGCAGCCCUGAGGGGGGAGGGGAGGCCAUUUUGUCCCGACCGACUCCCCGGAACCGGGCGGAGCGGCUGGGAGAGGCUGCGGAGCCGCGGUCGCCGCCCUCGGAGGCACCGGACGCCGCCACCGUCGGGGGGCUUCCUCGACGAGGCCGUUCGCAGGUCGCCCGCGCCCUCUCGAGCCCUCGUUUUUCCCACGCUUCCCCGGUCCUCCGGCCUGAGAACGCCCGAGCGAGGAGUUGGCUGUAGUGAGAGGGACCGAUCCCUUGGGGCCGCCGGCGGCGAGAGCCUGAGCCGCUCCUCCCAAUGGCGAAGAAGACGUACGACCUGCUUUUCAAGCUGCUCCUGAUCGGAGACUCGGGAGUGGGGAAGACCUGCGUCCUUUUUCGUUUUUCGGAUGAUGCCUUCAAUACCACCUUUAUUUCCACCAUAGGAAUAGACUUUAAGAUCAAAACAGUUGAAUUACAAGGAAAGAAGAUCAAGCUACAGAUAUGGGAUACGGCAGGCCAGGAACGAUUUCACACCAUCACAACCUCCUACUACAGAGGAGCAAUGGGUAUCAUGCUAGUAUAUGACAUCACCAAUGGUAAAAGUUUUGAAAACAUCAGCAAAUGGCUUAGAAACAUAGAUGAGCAUGCCAAUGAAGAUGUGGAAAGAAUGUUACUAGGAAACAAAUGUGAUAUGGAUGAUAAAAGAGUUGUACCUAAAGGAAAAGGAGAACAGAUUGCAAGGGAGCAUGGUAUUAGAUUUUUUGAGACUAGUGCAAAAGCAAAUAUAAACAUCGAAAAGGCUUUUCUCACAUUAGCUGAAGAUAUCCUUCGAAAGACCCCUGUAAAAGAGCCCAACAGUGAGAAUGUAGAUAUCAGCAGUGGAGGAGGCGUGACAGGCUGGAAGAGCAAAUGUUGCUGAACAUCCUCCUGUUCCGUCAGUUGCCAUCCACCACCCUGUUGGCUCCUCUUGCUGCAAAAUAAACCACUCUGUCCAUUUUUAACUCGAA